Messenger RNA from Merops nubicus (carmine bee-eater), 1062 nucleotides. It is a transcript of the gene METTL18, whose product is annotated as methyltransferase like 18. The coding region runs from base 1 to 1062 and encodes 353 amino acids. Gene Ontology annotation, molecular function: protein-L-histidine N-tele-methyltransferase activity. The record is from RefSeq and is a predicted model, not a curated record. NCBI's taxonomy places the organism in Eukaryota, Metazoa, Chordata, Aves, Coraciiformes, Meropidae. Gene Ontology annotation, biological process: peptidyl-histidine methylation, to form tele-methylhistidine. The transcript has a single exon.
AUGGAUUUUCGAUUUAAUUUUUUUAUUGAUGAAAAUGAGAACAAUGAACCAGACACUCAGAAUAAGAUGGAUUUACAGAUGUGCUCUCCAAAACGGAAGCAGGAAUCUGCAGAAGAGAGCAAAAAAACUGCUGCUACCGUAGCAGACUCCAGCCCAAAGGUGGGUACAAGUAAGCACCAAGAUGAGACACAAUCAAAGCAAAAGUUGUGCGUUAAAGCUGCCAAGGAGCACGAGAUUCCUGAAGAUCUCAACAAAGUACUGGAAGACAAAGUCAUGGAAACAGUAUCAGACCUGUAUUACGUAAAGAUGUCUGUAGUGGAAACGAUGUGUUUGGACGGCGCUGAUGAAGAAGGCAUCGUGGCUAAAAGUGUUGCUUCUCACUCCGAUCUCAUCCCGGGAGUCUAUGAGGGGGGGAUGAAAAUCUGGGAAUGCACCUUUGACCUCAUAGCCUACCUUUCUGAGGCUGAAAUACAGUUUACCAACAAGACUGUAUUGGAUCUUGGCUGCGGGGCUGGGCUGCUGGGAAUAGUUGCUUUAAGAGGAAAAGCUGAAAAAGUCCAUUUCCAGGACUACAACAGCACAGUGAUUGACAAAAUAACCUUGCCUAAUGUGGUGGCUAACUGUAUGAAUGACAGCAGCAGGACAAGCAGUGGAGGCAACAAGAAAACUACCAAGCCUCCUUUGAAGAGGCUGAAGAAAGCAGAGUGCCUACCUGAUGCGCUCACCAAAUGCAGAUUUUUUUCUGGCGAGUGGUCUGAAGUCAGCCAGCUCUUGUUAAGCAGCAACGAACCCUUUUCAAAGUACGAUAUCAUUGUCACAUCCGAGACCAUCUAUAACCCUGAGUACUACGGUGCUUUGCAUGAUACACUGGCUCGGCUCCUGGAUAAAAAUGGCCGUGUGUAUUUGGCAAGCAAAGUCUACUAUUUUGGGGUUGGUGGAGGUACCUACCUCUUUGAGAAAUUCAUUGAAGAGAGAAAUGUGUUUCGAGCCACCAUAGUUAAAACAAUUGAUAAAGGACUGCACCGAUAUAUUAUAGAAAUGGCUUUUAAAGAUUCCAAUUAA